AUGUGUCAAGUAUAUGAUUCUGAAGAUAAACUUAAACCUUUUGAGACCGAUCCGGUAAGAAAAUUAUUAAAAGAAAUUGCUUCACAGCAUUCAAAUACCUUGUCAGAAACUUCAAGUGAAAAGUUUUGUUUUUGUAACGAAGCUAGCAAACCACACUUACACCAAUUUUCUGAAAAAUUGCCUCUUAAUGAAAAUGAAGAAAAAUUAGAUAUCAAAACUGGUAUAAAAAAACAUCGUCGUCCUGAAUAUUUAACCUAUAUAGUAAAUGAAGAUGAUUAUAAUAUAAGAAAGACAAAUUUAAUCUUACAUCUUUGCACUAAUAGCACCGAAAAAAUGAAUAGUUCAUCGAAACAUGAUUAUCAAAGCUCUUGCUUACCUGAUAAAAAGAACACUGAUUUAAACAGUACAACUUGCGUAGACAAAACUACAACUGAAAUUUGUCAGAGCAAAUCUAAAGAUGCCUUAACAGAAUCAUGUAAUUCCGAUAAGCAAAAUAAAAAUUCCACCACAAAUUUGGCAGCUAAAACAGCAUCUUCAACAAACACACCUAAAUAUUCAUCCAGUUCCGAAAAUAUAAAUAAAAAGAAGCUAUCCGAAGGAAGCACUGAGUGUCUACCCAAAACUGCCUCAAAUACAUGUUGCUCAGCUCUAAAAUUACCUAAAUGUUCAUCAGAAACUAUACGUAAGGAAUCACCAAAACAAGAUUGUUGUUCAUUAGAUAAAACAAGAAAAUCCUUAACAGACUUUCAUAAGUGCUCAUCUCAAAUCAAAGAACAAACGCAAUCCUCCAAUAAGGAAAAUAUUUCUGCUACAGAAAGUAAAGACAACCUGAUUACUUCUGAACCGGUUCUAACAUGUAAUCCAGAGACUAAAAGAAAAAAUGAAAAAGAAUGUAAGACUAAACCUAGUUAUUGUUCGAAUACAUUAGAUGUAAAUGAUUUAGCGAUGCCGGAAGAACAUGCAUCUAGUUUUAGGCUUAUCAAAUGUCCUCCUACAAUUAAUAUAAACAACCUUAUUUACGAACAGCAAGAUCUAGAACAAGCGAUGAUAUGUACAGAUAUAGAAAAUUGUAGCGGUUCAAACGUAUUGCCAGAUUCUCACAGAAACUUUAAAGCUUAUUUUGGUCUAAAAGACAGCGGAGUAAAAUCAGAAAACGUACCAAAUAAUUUAAAAGUUAAUGUCAUACCAUCUAAUUCUAAUUUAGCCGAUAGUACCAUAAAAAUUAAAAUAGACCAAAAUGAAACAGUAUCUACAUGCGUAACCACCUCGGACGAUUUCACCUCAAUUGCCAAGGACUUUUUUGGAAAUAUAUACAAGAGAACCAAAGACGCUAUGACUGCAAUCACAUCUGAAAGUGCAAGAUUUCUUAAUUUAGUCAGACGAACAUCUGAAUCAUGUAACACGGAUAGAAUAUUAACGCCACCUAAAAUUUGUGAAAACAAAAGUGUGGAAACACCUUUUAGCUAUUUGCAGCAAAGGAAGGAAAGUGGUAGUUUAACGAUGACUGAUCAAAGCACUACUUAUAUGAGUAACACAGCAAUUAUCAACAGGAUCACUACUGAGUCAUCGGAAUCUUUACUGAAAUACUGUACGUGUAAUAAAACAUUAGCACCGGAAUUUUCUGACAUAAUUCUUGAAGAACCAGCCCCACCAUCGAACAGCGUUUUCACAACAAUAAAAUCAAAAAUAUUUUCCAUCUUUCGGGAAGACUGCGACAAAGUUAGUACGAUGUUAAAAUUAAAUAACUCCAAGACGAGUAUGCAAUCGAAUGAUUUCGAAGAAACAGGUGAUAGCCAACUAAGUAUCAUAGACGAAAUUGUUCUACAAAAACCAACAUAA
Parnassius apollo (apollo) is the source of this 1839-nucleotide messenger RNA. The record is from the annotation of a GenBank genome assembly. Lineage: Eukaryota; Metazoa; Arthropoda; Insecta; Lepidoptera; Papilionidae.